UCUACACUCUCUCCGUGCUUUCUCCUUUCUUCUUUCUUCUGUGUUCGCUUAGUCGUCUGUCUUCUUCCUUCGUUCUUUCUCCGCCGCGAAAAAUCCUGCGGGGCUCUCCGCAGGCCAUGCGAAUUAGGGUUUUGUAGAAUUGAUCGAUUUCCGGCUGGAACAGGAGGCGGACACUUCUCUGUUUUACGAUGGCCACUCCGACGACUGCCGCUGCUUCUUGUUCUUCGUCGUUUCUAUCUCCGAGUACUGUCUCCAAGCGCCGUGUUUCACUCUCCGGACGCAGUUGCGGUCUCAAUUUGUGUUCUAGACGGAGUGUUCAGCUCAGCUACAGCUACCGGUCUCUCCGGCUCCGGACUCGAGUUCGAGCUGGCAAGGAAGAGAGUGCCGGCGCGGUGAUCGAGGAGAGGGAGCUGUUGAGGAAAUUGAACGGGAAUGGAGCUGCUUGUGGUAGUGCAGGAAAGUACGGGAGUAACGGAUCGCUUAGUAAUGGAAGUUUGGUUGCGGUGGAGAGCGAGGUCAAUGGUGGGAGUAACGGUCGAUUGAACAAGUACGUGAAUGGGAAUGGUGGUGUUUCCGCGGCGGAGACGGCGGAGGAUGGGAGGAAGAAGCGGAUUGAGGAGGUUGGGAAGGAAGAUGCGUGGUUUAAGCGCUCUGGUCCGGGGGAGGUUGAGGUUUCUGUUGCGCCCGGGGGAAGAUGGAAUAGGUUCAAAACCUAUUCCACCAUUCAAAGAACUGUGGAAAUUUGGGGAUCUGUCUUUACUUUCGUCUUCAAGGCUUGGUUGAACAGUCAGAAGUUUUCUUACAGAGGGGGGAUGACAGAGGAGAAGAAAGUUGUGAGGAGGAAGGCACUGGCCAAGUGGCUAAAAGAUACUAUACUCAGACUUGGUCCCACAUUCAUCAAAAUUGGCCAGCAGUUCUCCACAAGAGUGGACAUUCUCGCUCAAGAAUAUGUUGACCAAUUGUCAGAACUUCAGGAUCAAGUUCCUCCUUUCCCAUCUGAGACUGCUCUUUCUAUAGUCGAAGAAGAGCUUGGAGCACCUGUGGAGGAUGUCUUUGAGCGGUUUGAUUUCGAGCCAAUAGCGGCAGCAAGUCUUGGUCAGGUUCACCGUGCAAGACUCAAAGGACAGGAAGUAGUUAUUAAAGUACAACGGCCUGGUCUCAAGGAUCUUUUCGACAUUGAUCUCAAGAAUUUGAGGGUUGGUAUUUUCAGUGGUGGCACUCCAUUUUGGUUGUUCUUAUCAGACAUCAAUGAACUUGAUAGCCUUCUUUUUCAGGUAAUAGCAGAAUAUCUUCAGAAGAUCGAUCCAAAGUCGGAUGGGGCAAAGAGAGAUUGGGUUGCAAUUUACGACGAGUGUGCAAGCGUACUGUAUCAGGAGAUUGAUUACACCAAGGAAGCUGAAAAUUCAGAGCUCUUUGCUAGUAAUUUCAAGGACAUGGAUUACGUAAAAGUGCCAAAUAUUUAUUGGGAAUACACCACACCUCAGGUUUCUUUCAGAGACACAUGCUUGUUCUUUAGUAUGCUCUUAGGUGAAAUAUGUUCACAGUUCUUUUUUAUUGGUUCAUGCAGGUUGGGCCGGUAUGCUGUUGAAUCUUACUUGGAACAAAUUCUUUCUCAUGGAUUUUUCCACGCUGAUCCUCACCCAGGAAAUAUUCCCGUAGAUGAUGUCAAUGGCGGAAGACUGAUCUUUUAUGAUUUCGGAAUGAUGGGAAGUAUCUGUCCAAACAUCAGAGAAGGGUUGCUGGAAGUGUUUUAUGGAGUUUAUGAAAAGGAUGCAGAAAAGAUUCUUGAGGUAAUGGUCCAAAUGGGUGUCCUUGUGCCUACGGGAGAUAUGACAGCUGUCAGAAGAACUGCUCAAUUUUUCCUUAACAGUUUCCAAGAACGUCUUGUUGCACAAAGACGGGAGAGGGAAAUGGCGACAGCAGAGCUUGGGUUUAAAAAGCCUUUAUCCAAGGAGGAAAAAUUGGCCAAAAAGAAAGAGCGUUUGGCGGCAAUAGGGGAAGAUUUAUUAUCCAUCGCUGGAGAUCAACCUUUCCGAUUCCCUGCCACUUUCACAUUUGUUGUAAGAGCAUUUUCAGUAUUGGAUGGGAUUGGAAAAGGCCUCGACCCUCGUUUUGACAUUACAGAAAUCGCCAAACCGUAUGCGCUAGAGCUGUUGAAGUUCCGGGAAGCUGGGGUUGAAGUAGCGGUGAAGGAUCUCAGAAACAGAUGGGAUAGGCAGUCCCGUGCGUUCUACAACUUGUUUAGGCAGGCCGACAGAGUUGAAAAGCUUGCAGAAACUAUCCAACGAUUGGAGCAAGGUGAUUUGAAGCUUCGAGUUCGAACACUGGAAGCUGAGAGGGCUUUCCAGCGCGUUGCUGCUGUUCAAACUACAGUGGGAAGUAUUAUUUUUGCAACGUUCUCAGUAUGUUUUGUUCUGGCAAUUGAACAGGCUGUAGCUGCAGGAAGUCUUGUUAACCUUGCAACAAUUUUGUAUUUCAAUGCUAUGAGAAUGUGCGAAUGUUGGAAGGAUGGCCAAUUUUUGAGCGUGACGAUUCUGCAGUGGGGCGAACCUGCCCACCAUUUUCAAGGCAUGAGCCGCAGGACACUACCCCCUGUGUAA
Linum tenue is the source of this 2600-nucleotide messenger RNA. Lineage: Eukaryota; Viridiplantae; Streptophyta; Magnoliopsida; Malpighiales; Linaceae. The record is from the annotation of a GenBank genome assembly.